CUUUGACAGGUUCGCAGGCGUCUUGGAUCGGGCAGCCCAUCCGAAACGUCCACGACCUAACCAGCCGGGCGACCCAACAAGACCCGGAACGCAACUUCAAUUGGUUACACGCAAUCGCGCACAUCCUUUCCCGGCACCAGAAUACCCCCAUCGCAAUCACCAUAACCAUCGCAUCCAUCGCAUCCAUCGCAUACAACGCAUCAAUUGCAUUACCACCUCUUAGUCGACUUCAACACGGUCCACUUCCCGAAACGAUUGUCUUAUGGAUCAGGCGGCAUAUUCUUCCCAAUUCAUGAUAGCCUGUCAGAAGGUCCCGUUGAUCUAGUCAACCGCCAAAAUGUCGGAGAGCGACAAGUACGAGCUUCUAGAAAAGAUCGGCCAUGGCUCGUUCGGCAUCAUCCGAAAGGUGCGGCGCAAAGCCGACGGCAUGAUCCUCUGCCGCAAGGAGAUCAGCUACCUCAAGAUGUCGCAAAAGGAGCGCGAACAGUUGCACGCCGAGUUCUCGAUCCUCUCGACCCUACGUCAUCCCAACAUCGUCGGAUACUACCACCGCGAACAUCUCAAAGCGACCCAAGACCUACAUCUCUACAUGGAAUACUGUGGCAAUGGCGACCUGGGCCGUGUUAUCCGCAACCUUAUUAAGAAUAACCAGUACGCGGAAGAAUCGUUCGUCUGGAGUAUCUUUGCCCAGCUUGUCACCGCUUUGUACCGCUGCCACUAUGGCGUCGACCCUCCAGAAGUCGGCAAGACCGUCCUUGGCUUGGGCGCAACAGCAAAGCCAAAGCCUCCUUCGGGUGGCAUGACUAUUCUGCACCGCGAUCUCAAGCCCGAGAACGUGUUCCUGGGCGAAGACAACUCGGUAAAGCUUGGAGACUUCGGACUCUCCAAAGUCAUGCAAUCGCACGACUUUGCCUCGACCUACGUUGGCACCCCCUUCUACAUGUCGCCGGAAAUCUGCGCGGCAGAAAAAUACACAUUAAAGUCGGACAUUUGGUCAUUAGGAUGCAUCAUAUACGAGCUUUGCGCCCGAGAGCCCCCAUUCAACGCCAAGACGCAUUACCAGCUGGUUCAGAAGAUCAAGGAGGGAAAGAUCGCGCCAUUACCUUCCGUUUACUCCGGAGAACUCUUUGCAACAAUCAAGGAUUGCCUGCGCGUGAACCCCGAUCGAAGGCCCGACACAGCCACACUCCUCAACCUGCCGAUUGUACGAUUGAUGAGGAAAGAAAAGGAAGUUGUGGAAUUCAGCAGGACUCUCAGAACGAAAGAGGUGACCCUUAACAAGCGCAUCCGCGAGCUUGACAGCAAGUUGUCCGCGCUCGAAACCGAAAAAUCGUCUAUACGCGCCGAGAUCGAUGCUUCGCUGAGAAGGGAAUGGGAAGUCAAGGCGCGGUUGGAGAUUGACCGUCUGGUGGCUCAGGAAAUCGAAUCUCUACAACAAAAGUUCGAGCAGGAGGUUCAGGCGCGGGUGGAAGCAGAGCUACAACGACACGGGAGAGGACUCAUGUUCAACAGUCAUGGCCAGCAGGGCUCAUUCUCUUCGACUGCUGCUACAUUGGUGUCUGACUUCAACCAGUCCUCAGUCGGUAGCGGCGACGGCGACUUUCCUUCUACCACGGACAUUACCGAUAUCUCGAUUGCUGAGUCUACUGAUGGCUUUGAUAUCACCAAGAAGAUCCCACGAACACCCUUUCACAGAGCGCAGACAUAUUCUUCGGCCCCCGCCGAAUCGGUUCUUGGCACGCCAAUGGACAUCGAAAUGGCCUCACCAUCACCUAUCACGAUCGCUUCCCUUUCCCUUUCACCCCGUCGGAUGGCUUUGACAAAAGCCCCGACCACAAACCCAAGGAUGAUUUUUGGUGAGGAGCAAACUUCUACAGACAAGAGCAACUGGGAGGUUCCAAGGGAAACAGAGAUGAUAGACUCUGGCGACGAGUCCGAGGCGGAGGCUCUGGUUCCUUCACCGAAACCUAUCAUUAAAUCCAGCAAGAACCCUUUCAGUACUAUCACAACCAGGUCGAGGCCGUCGCUCAACUCGCAACAAAAGUCUAAUCCUCUUCCUAUCCACGGUUUGCGCUCCAAACAGACGUUAGCCACCCGCUCUAAGACAGUUAGUGGAGUUUCGUCAAUAGGACAACAUCCCCUUCGUUCCGCACCCAGCGCUCCCGCCCUGCGAGACCGCAAACCCAGCCCAACCCGACGACUCAGUAGGAUACCGUCGGUAACGGGCGUGGUCAGGAGACUUAGCGCGAACAACAACAGCGGCAGCAACAGUGGCAGCGACGCGCCAUCCUCCACCGUCACAUCCAACAUCACUGUCAGAACAAGGGGUCUCAAGCGGAUGUCAUCCACGUGCGAUGAAUCGUCGUUCAACCAACAAUCAAACCAACAGCCACAACAACCACUGCCACAAGCUCCGCCUCUUAAGAAGAUCGGACUUAUGGCCACCAAGAACAUUCGCGGAAGCUCGCUCGUCGAGCUGCACCAGGCUCGCGCCGGUGGUAGGCCCAUCAGCGCGAUCAUGUCCAACGAAGCCAAACUACGCGCAUUUAAGGAACACGCGACGAUUGCCGCGUCAGACAGCAGCAGCACCAGCAGCAGCGGACAGCAGCAAUUACCGACACGACCACGAUCACAACCCCAACCGAUAACCGCCAACUUCGAGCAGCAGCAGCAGCAGCAGCAAAGUAAUACCAAUAGUACCUCCUCUUCCAACAGUGCAGGCAGCGGCAGCGCCACUGGAACAGGAACUGGGGCUGGGACAAAGUCGAUACCAUGGCCGGUAGCUCCCGUAUGGAAUCGGGAGGUGGAGACGGAGGAGAUGCCCAGUCCGUUUAUUGUGAAGACCUCGAAAAGGCCAGCGAGCUUUGUGAGGCCGGCGUCGAAUUUGAGUCAUCAGAGCUAGACCGACUGAUUGAUUCAUGACGGACAUCUUCGCUCACCCGCUUGCUUCAUCAUCAUCAUCAUUAACAUCAAUCCAUGGUUACUUCUUUCUCCUUGACCAUUUUCAUUCGGGUUUCAUCAAAGCGUUUUCUGGUUCGGGUUCUAGUUCUGGCAUAGGUCCAAGUUGGAUCAGCAAAUGCAU
Molecule: messenger RNA, 3082 nt
Organism: Neurospora tetraspora
Lineage: Eukaryota; Fungi; Ascomycota; Sordariomycetes; Sordariales; Sordariaceae
Product: G2-specific protein kinase nim-1
Exons: 3
Coding region: 338-2902 (854 amino acids)
Biological process (GO): protein phosphorylation; chromosome segregation
Cellular component (GO): mitotic spindle pole body; cytoplasm; nucleus
Molecular function (GO): protein serine/threonine kinase activity; ATP binding
Source: RefSeq, a predicted model, not a curated record